UCGACAACGACACCAUCUACUCUUGAUCAGUAGAGAGUAAUCGAAAACCCAAAUGAGAAAAACCCUAACCAAAUCUCUCUCCACCUCAAUCCCUCGACCUUCCCGUCCGUACGUCCAUGGCGGCAGGUACCCUUUUCCUGUGUACACACCACCAAAACCCACAAUACUAUACCGAAAUGCAAAUUUUAGCUCAAAUCCCAGGUGGGUAUUCACCAAUUCAGUCCCACUUCCAGAAUGGAUUCAACCCUUCAGUGACGUCUCUGAUCUCAUCACAGACCCCAAAAACCUCCACCCCUCCCCCUGGGUCCACCAAAUUCUCAACCUUUUGGACAAUUCACCCAACAUGGAGCAAGAUCUGGAUUCUUAUUGCCUCAAGUUUCUGAUCAAAUUGCCUCCCAGCUUUGUGGCCUUCGUGUUGCGGUUGGACCCACUUCGCCAGGAAUCCGAUGUGGCUUUCAGGUUCUUUCACUGGGCUGGUAAGCAAAAGGGUUAUGCUCAUAGUAUUGAAUGUUAUGUUGUGUUGAUUGAUGUGUUGUCCGUAUCUGGUGAAUGGGAUAGGAUUAGAGGUGUGUUUGGUGGAUUUAAGGAUACGGGUUUGUUGAUGAAUGUAUCCGCGGCAAAUUCGUUGAUUAGGAGUUUUGGGGGACUUGGAAUGGUGGAGGAAUUGUUGUGGGUGUGGCGUCGAAUGAAAGAGAAUGGGAUUGAGCCGAGUUUGUACACGUAUAACUUCUUGAUGAAUGGGUUGGUGAAUUCGAUGUUUAUUGAAUCUGCAGAGCGGGUGUUUGAGGCGAUGGAAGGUGGGAAAGUUGGACCGGAUGUUGUGACUUAUAACACGAUGAUUAAGGGGUAUUGUAAGUCUGGGAAGACCCAAAAGGCAAUUGAGAAAUUUAGAGAAAUGGAAGUGAGGAAUGUGGAACCUGAUAAGAUUACGUAUUUAACUUUGAUGCAGGCGUGCUAUUCGGAAGGUGAUUAUGAUGCUUGUUUGAGUCUCUACCAAGAUAUGGAAGAAAAGGAAUUGGAGAUUCCACCUCAUGCUUAUAGUCUAGUGAUUGGAGGGCUUUGUAAAGAUGGGAAGUCUUUAGAAGGCUAUUUUGUUUAUGAAAAUAUGAUUCGGAGAGGCUGUAAAGCCAAUGUGGCGAUAUUCACUUCUUUGAUGGAUUCAUAUGCCAAAUGUGGGAACAUGGAAGAGGCUUUAAGGCUUUUCAAGAGAAUGAAAAGUGAUGGGUUUGAACCUGAUGAAGUUACUUAUGGGGUAAUUGUCAAUGGUCUAUGCAAAAGUGGGAGGUUGGAGGAGGCCAUGGAGUAUUUUGAAUUUUGCAAAGGUAGCAAUGUGGCUAUUAACGCCGUCUUCUACUCAAGUCUCAUUGAUGGUCUUGGUAAGUCCGGGAGGGUAGAUGAAGCUGAGAAACUUUUCGAAGAGAUGGUUGAAAAGGGAUGCACACGGGAUUCGUACUGCUAUAAUGCACUUAUUGAUGCUUUAGCUAAGAGUGGGAAGAUUGACGAAGCAUUAGCCCUCUUUAAGAGGAUGGAAGAUGAAGGUUGUGAUCAGACUGUGUAUACAUACACGAUAUUGAUAAGUGGAUUAUUCAACGAGCAUAGAAACGAAGAGGCAUUGAAGUUGUGGGAUAUGAUGAUUGAUAAGGGCAUUACUCCUACUGCUGCCUCUGUUAGAGCUCUUUCUAUUGGCCUUUGUCUUUCUGGCAAAGUAGCAAGGGCGUGUAAGAUCAUAGAUGAGCUGGCGCCGAUGGGGAUCAUUCUGGAAACGGCUUCUGAAGAUAUGAUCAAUGUGUUGUGCAAGGCUGGGCGUAUUGAGCAGGCUUGCAAGUUGGCUGAUGGAAUUGUUGAUAGGGGUAGAGAAAUACCAGGGAGAGUUCGCACUAUUUUGAUCAAUGCCUUGAGGAAAGCGGGGAAUGCCGAUUUGGCAAUGAAGUUGAUGCAUAGUAAGAUUGGGAUAGGGUAUGACCGGAUGGGUAGCAUUAAAAGGCGGGUCAAGUUUCGGAUUCUCGUUGACAGUUGACUGUUGGCCAGACUUUGUUAGCGAUGGUUUUAUUUUAUUUUUUUUAAUCGGCAAAAGUAACAUUUUAUUUAGAAACUUGAUAGGGUAAAUCAAGUAGGGGGGAAGGGGAGGGGGUUCCAACCCAAGGUUGGAAAAUACACAUAGAUGUAAAUGACCUCAGACACACAGCCUUAUUAUCAGCUACCUUCUUUAUAAUUUAGGUGUUAUAUAUACAUGGUGAAGUUUGGCGGG
Rhododendron vialii is the source of this 2248-nucleotide messenger RNA. Its product is annotated as pentatricopeptide repeat-containing protein At1g03560, mitochondrial-like. NCBI's taxonomy places the organism in Eukaryota, Viridiplantae, Streptophyta, Magnoliopsida, Ericales, Ericaceae. The coding region runs from base 53 to 2017 and encodes 654 amino acids. The record is from RefSeq and is a predicted model, not a curated record. The transcript has a single exon. Gene Ontology annotation, molecular function: protein binding.